AUGAGAGCCAUACCUUCACCAAGUCCACCACUUUAUCUUAACACUAAAUUAGAACUUGCUGCUUUCACUCUUUGUGGUAGUGCACUCGUUGAUUAUGAAGGGAUAAAUGUGCGUUUAAGUUAUGAUUCACAAAGUUUCACCAUCUAUUAUGGUCACCCGGGACACAUGGGGUCUGUUAAAGCUGUUAUGAUCGAUGAUAGAUAUGAUAAAAUUUUACUCAGCAGUUACUACAAACCUCAUGUUCAAUUUUCAGAUGUUUUUGAAUUUAAAGAUGUUUUUGGUGAUGUUCAGUUUCCAGUACGUUUUUCAGAUGCUAUUGCUAAUCCGAUGUCUGUUUUGCCUUUCCAAGAUACCACAUUAUUGAAAAUGAGAACUACAUUUUACAAUACUAAAUUUCACUCCUCAGAGCCUGGUGCAACUGGGAUGAAACAUAUAUAUGAACAUGAUCAUUUUCCUGAUAAUUAUGCUCCACCAAAACAAUUUAAAGAUGAACAAAGGAAAAGAUACAUAGCAACGGCUUGUUUCAAUGGGUUUAAAAAAUCAGCAAAGAAUGGGAUUCUACGACAACAAGAGGAAGCUUACAAUUCUGAUGAUGAUGAAGAAAAAAAUGAUAAGAGUGUAUCAAUUCCUGAAUCCACAAAUAAUCCAUACACGCCUGUCGAAUAUCCUGGUAUUCCUUUCGGAGGUCAAAGCUCAUUUUUGAUUGGACUUAAUAGCCAGAACCCCUUCACUAGAGCUAGCUAA
Molecule: messenger RNA, 744 nt
Organism: Hansenula ciferrii
Lineage: Eukaryota; Fungi; Ascomycota; Saccharomycetes; Phaffomycetales; Wickerhamomycetaceae
Exons: 1
Coding region: 1-744 (247 amino acids)
Source: RefSeq, a predicted model, not a curated record